Molecule: messenger RNA, 2694 nt
Organism: Monoraphidium neglectum
Lineage: Eukaryota; Viridiplantae; Chlorophyta; Chlorophyceae; Sphaeropleales; Selenastraceae
Product: NAD+ synthase (glutamine-hydrolysing)
Exons: 19
Coding region: 1-2694 (897 amino acids)
Biological process (GO): ribulose bisphosphate carboxylase complex assembly; NAD+ biosynthetic process
Cellular component (GO): cytoplasm
Molecular function (GO): NAD+ synthase (glutamine-hydrolyzing) activity; protein folding chaperone; glutaminase activity
Source: RefSeq, a predicted model, not a curated record
AUGCGCCGACGUGUGGCGACCCUGGCGACAUGCAACCUCAACCAGUGGGCGAUGGAUUUCGACGGAAACCUCCGCCGCAUCAUCGAGUCCAUUGAGCGCGCCAGGGCGGCAGGCGCGACAUACAGGGUGGGCCCUGAGCUUGAGGUGCCUGGCUACGGCUGCGAGGACCACUUUCUGGAGCUGGACACUGUCGAGCACUCCUGGGAGGCGCUCACGGAGAUCCUACGCGGCGGCCACACCAAAGGCCUGCUGUGCGAUGUCGGCAUGCCAGUCGUGCACAGAGGCGUGCUGUACAACUGCCGCGUGUUCAUGCUUGACGGCCGCAUCCUGCUGAUUCGCCCCAAGCUCCACCUGGCCAACGAUGGCAACUACCGGGAGCCGCGCUACUUCAGCACGUGGAAGCACAAGGGCGUGCUGGAGGACCAUCUCCUGCCGCCCGACGUCCGCACAAUCACUGGCCAGACCAUGUGCCCCUUUGGUGACGGCGCGCUGCGUCUGUCGGACGCGCUGCUUGCAGCGGAGACCUGCGAGGAGCUCUUUACUCCACAGGCACCCCACAUCUCCCUGGCGCUGGCCGGCGUGGAGAUCAUCAGCAACGGCAGCGGCAGCCACCACCAGCUGCGCAAGCUUGACACACGCCUGGACCUCAUCAACUCCGCAACCGCCAAGGCGGGCGGCGUGUACCUGUACGCCAACCAGCAGGGCUGCGACGGCGGGCGCUUGUACUACGACGGCUGCGCGUGCGUCGCCGUCAACGGCCAGCUGGUGGCGCAGGGCAGCCAGUUCAGCCUCUCAGAUGUUGAGGUUGUGACGGCGGUGGUCGACCUGGACGAGGUGGUGUCGUACCGCGUGGCCAUCAGCAGCCUGAGGGAGCAGGCGUCCGCCAUCGCCGCGCCGGCGCUGGUGGAGGUGCCCUUUGAGCUGUGCACGGGCAAGCCGGGCCGCGAGGCGCAGGUCUCCCUGCCUAUGGAGCCCAGGUACCACCUGCCCGAGGAGGAGAUCGCCCUGGGCCCUGCUGCCUGGCUCUGGGACUACCUCCGUCGCUGCGGCGCCGCUGGCUUCCUGCUGCCGCUCAGUGGUGGCGCCGACAGCAGCGCCACUGCCGCCAUCGUCGGCAGCAUGUGCCAGCUAGUGGUCAAGGCUGUCGCGGCGGGUGAUGCGCUGGUGCUGGCGGACGCGCGCCGCAUUGGCAAGUACGGGGACGCAGAGACCGUAACAGACCCGCAGGAGCUGGCGUCGCGACUGUUCACCACCGUCUACAUGGGCAGCGCAAACAGCUCAAAAGAGACGCGCGACAGGUCUGCCCUGCUGGCCUCCCAGGUGGGGUCCUACCACAUGGACGUGUCCAUUGACUCCAUCGUGGCCUCCCUGCUCACGCUCUUCACCACGGUCACCGGCAAGAUGCCGCGCUUCAGGGCAGACGGCGGCAGCCCCCCGGAGAACCUCGCCCUGCAGAACAUCCAGGCGCGGCUGCGCAUGGUGCUGGCGUUCCUGCUGGCGCAGCUGUCCCCCUGGGCUCGCGGCCGCUCCGGCUGGCUGCUGGUGCUGGGCAGCGCCAACGUCGACGAGGCGCUGCGCGGCUACCUGACCAAGUACGACUGCAGCGCCGCGGACAUCAACCCCAUCGGAGGCAUCUCCAAGGCAGGGCCCCGGCGCCUCGCCGCCCUGCAGCCUGCACGCCGGCCCUGCCCGUCCACCAGCGCCUGCCUGAGCGCGUGGUUUCUCACGGCAAAGCCUGCAGGUUGCUGCUGUACGUUGCGGUCGCAGGGUGACCUGAAGCGCUUCCUGCGGUGGGGCGCCACCCACCUGGGGUACGCCGCGCUGGCGUCGGUCGAGGCGGCGCCACCCACGGCGGAGCUGGAGCCCAUCAGGGAGGGCACCGCCCCCCAGACUGAUGAGGUGGACAUGGGCAUGACGUAUGACGACCUCGGGGUGUACGGGCGCCUGCGCAAGAUGGCGCGCUGCGGGCCCGUGAAGACGUUCUUCCGCUUCUACGCCAUCAACCGCCACAAGGCCACCGUGCUGACGCCCUCCUACCACGCGGAGAGCUACAGCCCCGACGACAACCGCUUCGACCACCGCCAGUUCCUGUACAACGUGGUCUGGACGUGGCAGUUCAGGCGCAUCGACGAGCUCGCUGUCGCGGCGCUCGGGAGCACGGGGGGCGCGCCGCCUGCGGCGGCGGCGGCGGCGGGCAAGUCUGACGGGGGAGGCCCCAUUCCUGAGGCAUCAUCGCUCUUUGAGGACGACUCCACCCAGGUGGUGAUCCGCUGCUUGACAGCGCGCGCGGUGCAGAAGGUCCUGCUGUCGCUGCAGGAGGUGGACGGCUGGGCCGCCCGCUGGCUCAACACCUUCUGCGCCACCCACCCGCCACUGGAUGGCGACAAGUUCAUCUCCGAGCUCAUGCUGGAGGCCCCUGCAGCCCUGGUGGACCCCUACUCUGGCCAAACCCACAUGGUGAACCCCACCCAGCUGGCCAGCGGCGUCCUGGCCGUCCGCAAGGAGCUCGCCGGCCACGUUGCCAAGCAGCUGCCCGGCGCGGUGCAGGCGGGGAGCGUAGGGGUGCUGCGGCGCCACCUGGAGGAGCACACCUACGUCAGCGGCAACGCGGGCAACGACGCGCCGCGCACCAGCUACCGCAACAACCGGCGCCAGCAGCGCACCGGCAGCAAGUGGCAGGAGGCCGCCAACUGA